UUAGAGGCUGGAUCAGUGAGCAAAAUGAAGCUUAUUUGGUGAACUGAUUUGAACUAUUGGCGCACAAGAAAUUUCAAUUGGUCAAGCUACCAUCUAUAACAGAAAGAAAGGGGCUGCUAGCUAUUGCUAUGAAGAUGAGCUUCUGAGCGUUCCUUUGCAUCCCUGUUGUUCUUGUCCAGAUUUAUUAUUGCUUGCCAGCAUGGCUGGGUCACAAACAACGGGUUUGUUUCUUUACAUAACCACCCAUUAAGACUUUGGAAUGUGACUGCGUGAAGGGCUGGCCCCAAAGUGACUACAGCUUCAGCACUUUAUCUAAGCCAAGAUUUGUGUGAUGUAUGAAGCAGUAUGCUAAGCCUACUUUAAGUAUCGUUACACAGAAUCACAGAUGGUGUACGAGGUCAAGAGUGGAUUUGAUGAAACUGGAAGGAGCUGAUUUUCUGUAGCCAAAAUUAAUAGUUCAUUUUAUCUGGACCUUUUUUAUUUUGAUAUGCCCUUUCCAAUUUGAAUCUAUAUACGCAUCCCAGCUUUGACAAUGAUGAUAAAGGACACUUCACUGCGCCAAGAUCCAGACCUCAGGAAAGAAUUGGCUUUGCUUGCCCGGGGAUGUGACCUUGUCUUUCCAUCAAGAUUCAAGAAGCGACUGAAGGCUUUCCAGCAAGUUCAGGUUCAAGCAAAGAAAGAGAACCUCCUGCCUCCAACACUGAGCGAGUGCAUUCCAAAGUUUUAUUUUCCUCAAGGAUGUCCCAAAAAAACUCUUAAUGUAGAUGCAGUAAUUGCCAGGAUAGAAAACGUGUUUACUCAGUUUGAGAAUGAAAAAGCUACCUUAGAAGACAUGGGCAAAAUCGCCAAAGUAUGUGAGUGCCCACUGUAUUGGAAAGCCCCAUUGUUUUGCGCUGCUGGUGGAGAAAGAACAGGAUAUAUAUCUGUCCAUAAGUUUGUUGCAACGUGGAGGAAGAUCUUGCAAAACUGCCAUGAUGAUGCUUCUAAAUUCCUACAUCUUCUGUCAAAACCUGGAUGUAACUACUUGGAGCAAGAGGACUUCAUUCCAUUGAUACAGGAUGUGGUGAAUACGCACCCUGGGUUAACGUUUCUUAGAGAAGCAACUGAAUUUCACACUCGAUAUGUCACCACAGUCAUACAGAGAAUAUUUUACACAGUAAACAGAUCAUGGACGGGACGUAUAACAUGUACAGAAAUUAGGAAAAGCAACCUUCUGCAGAAUCUAGCCUUAUUGGAAGAGGAAGAUGACAUUAAUCAGCUCACAGAAUUUUUCUCAUAUGAGCACUUUUAUGUGAUCUAUUGUAAGUUCUGGGAACUUGACACUGACCAUGACCUCUACAUUGAUCAGAAGGACCUGGCAAGACACAAUGAUGAUGCUAUAUCGAGUAGAAUGAUAGAAAGAAUUUUCUCUGGAGCAGUUACGAGGCACAGAAAUGCUACAAAAGAAAGAAAAAUUGGUUACGCAGACUUUGUGUGGUUUUUGAUUUCAGAAGAAGAUAAAAAGACAUCAACCAGUAUUGAGUACUGGUUCCGCUGUUUGGACCUUGAUGGAGAUGGAGUGCUUUCUAUGUAUGAGCUGAACUAUUUCUAUGAGGAGCAGUGCAAGAAGCUUGAAUGCAUGUCCAUUGAACCAUUGCCUUUUGAGGACUGCCUUUGUCAAUUGCUUGAUCUUGUUAAGCCAGAAUGUGAAGGAAAAAUCACUCUCCACGAUCUGAAGAAAUGCAAGAUGGCAAAUAUAUUUUUUGACACCCUUUUUAACAUCGACAAGUAUUUGGAGCAUGAGCAGAAGGAUCCUUUUUCUAUCCAGAGGCAGGAUGUGGAGAAUGAUGGACCAGAAAUGACUGACUGGGAGCGGUAUGCUGUAAAUGAGUAUGAAAAUCUGGUGGCCGAGGAAGCAGCCAAUGAAAACUGGAAUGAUGGUAGCAACCGCUACAUUGGUGACCCCGACGGUCCAAACGGCUUUGCCGACUCACCGUUUAGUCGGGCGAACCGGCUCGGCAGUCGGGUCGCGCAGCGUCGGAGCGACGAGGCCCAAGAUGGCGGCAGGCCUCAUCUUUCCGAGCGACAGGGAGAACCCGCGCGCGGGAAAAUGGUUGGCACCAAUGACCAGGUUGUGCACAUGUUGGUAUUUGGAUUCCCUAACUCUUCCUUUUUGGAUAAAAGCAAAGGUUCUGCUUCAAAAGACUCUGAACUAUCUGACUACUAA
Pristis pectinata (smalltooth sawfish) is the source of this 2206-nucleotide messenger RNA. RefSeq names its product protein phosphatase 2, regulatory subunit B'', beta (gene ppp2r3b). The record is from RefSeq and is a predicted model, not a curated record. Lineage: Eukaryota; Metazoa; Chordata; Chondrichthyes; Rhinopristiformes; Pristidae. Gene Ontology annotation, cellular component: protein phosphatase type 2A complex. Bases 533 to 2206 code for a protein of 557 amino acids. Gene Ontology annotation, molecular function: calcium ion binding; protein phosphatase regulator activity. Gene Ontology annotation, biological process: protein dephosphorylation. The transcript has 15 exons.